This is a messenger RNA of Trichoderma asperellum CBS 433.97, 714 nucleotides long. RefSeq lists its product as uncharacterized. The record is from RefSeq and is a predicted model, not a curated record. NCBI's taxonomy places the organism in Eukaryota, Fungi, Ascomycota, Sordariomycetes, Hypocreales, Hypocreaceae. Gene Ontology annotation, cellular component: mitochondrion. Gene Ontology annotation, molecular function: acetylpyruvate hydrolase activity.
AUGGCCACUGUGGCCUCGCAGGCCUCUUCGUUGAAGCAGGCCGGCAAGGUGGUCUGCAUUGGCCGCAACUAUGCGGAUCACAUCGCAGAGCUGAAAAACGCAAAGCCAAAGAAGCCCUUCUUCUUCCUUAAGCCGGCUUCAUCCAUCAUCCUGCCUGGCGAUGGACCGUGUCUGCAGCCCAAGGGCGUGGAUAUGCACUUUGAGGUUGAGCUGGCUCUUAUCAUUGGAUCAAUGGUGCGGAAUCUGCACCCCGAAGAUGAGAAGGGGGCUUUGGAAGCAAUCAAGGCCUACGCCAUUGCCAUCGACAUGACAGCCCGCAACGUCCAAAACGAGGCCAAGAAGAAGGGCCUCCCCUGGUCCAUCGCCAAGGGCUUCGACACAUUCCUGCCCAUGAGCAACAUCAUCCCCAAGACGGCCAUCGCGGACCCCCACGACGCGGAGCUGUUCCUCGAGGUCAAUGGCCAGACGAAGCAGAAGGGCUCGACGGGCCUGAUGAUCUACCGCAUCCCGCGCAUCAUGAGCGACAUCUCGCGCGUCAUGACGCUGAUGCCGGGCGACGUGGUGCUAACGGGCACGCCGGCGGGCGUUGGGCCCGUGGUGCCGGGAGAUGUGAUGAGGGCGGGCGUGAGGGUGGAUGGGAGGGAGAUUGAGGAGGGCAAGAUUGAGGUGCCGGUUGAGUUGUCUGGAUCGGCGUAUGAGUUUUCGGAGACUUAG